This is a messenger RNA of Penicillium diatomitis, 231 nucleotides long. RefSeq lists its product as uncharacterized. The transcript has 2 exons. NCBI's taxonomy places the organism in Eukaryota, Fungi, Ascomycota, Eurotiomycetes, Eurotiales, Aspergillaceae. The record is from RefSeq and is a predicted model, not a curated record. The coding region runs from base 1 to 231 and encodes 76 amino acids.
AUGACUAAUCCCCUCAGCUGGAUCGAGAUGGCAAUCCAGAUCCUGAACAUUUGUCCGGGGUUCGUCGUGGAGCAAGCUCUCAUCGACAGCGCUGGUCUCGACAAGGAAAACGGCGUGGUUUCAUCCAACAUCUCAGAGACGGCUGUUCGGCACGCUGCCAAGUUUGUCCGGAGUCGAACGCUUGGCGCGGUCUUGGCGUCAGCUGCAGGAUCAACUUUACAUCAAUCAUGA